Messenger RNA from Thermothielavioides terrestris NRRL 8126, 1536 nucleotides. RefSeq lists its product as uncharacterized. Bases 1 to 1536 code for a protein of 511 amino acids. NCBI's taxonomy places the organism in Eukaryota, Fungi, Ascomycota, Sordariomycetes, Sordariales, Chaetomiaceae. The transcript is spliced from 4 exons. Gene Ontology annotation, molecular function: monooxygenase activity; heme binding; iron ion binding. The record is from RefSeq and is a predicted model, not a curated record.
AUGGGCCUCUGGACAGCCAACCUGCCGGCACUGCUCGGCCUUUCCCCCUAUGUUGUCUGGCCGUUCUUGUCAAUCAGCCUGAUCCUCCUGCCUGCUACCGCCUACGCCCUCUACAACCUCUUCCUCCACCCUCUUCGCGUCGUGCCGGGCCCCAAGCUCUGGGCAGCCACCCAGAUCCCCUACACGAUCGUCUGGCUGACCGGCCGUCUGCAAUUCGUCGUCCACGACCUUCACGAAACCUACGGCGACAUCGUGCGCGUGGCGCCCAACCGCCUGUCCUUCACCCACCCAGACGCGUGGCGCGAUGUCCGCGGCCACCGCAAGAACGGCCAGGGCGAGCACGGCAAGGAUGCCAUCAUCUACUUCAACUCUCGGCACAACAUCCUGGGCGCGUCGAGGGAGGACCACGCGCGAUUCAGGCGCAUCCUGUCGCACGGCUUCUCGGCCAGGAGCAUGCAGGAGCAGCAGCCGCUGAUCACGCGGUACGUGGACCUGCUGAUGCAGCGCCUGCGCGAGCGGACGAGCGGCAAGGGUGGGGAGCGGCACGAGGCGGUGGUCAACCUCGCCGCGUGGUUCAACUUCACCACGUUCGACGUCAUUGGCGACUUGGCUUUCGGCGAGCCGUUCGGCUGUCUGGAGGAGUCGAAGUUCCACCCGUGGGUGGAUGCCAUCCUGACCACUCUUGCGACGGUUGGCACGGCCUCGGCCAUCCAAUGGUACCUCCCCGGCAUGCUGAGCCUUGCGAAAGCUCUCGCGCCCAAGCGGUAUGUUGGCGCGGGACUCGAUAACCAGACUGAUUUGGCCCGCGAACGAGUCGCCAGGAGGCUGGCGUUGAGCGGCGGCCGGCCGGACUUUGUUGAGGCCAUGGCCACGGCCAAGGCCGACGACGGGCGGAUGCUGACGAUGGAGGAGAUGACGGCGAAUGCGCGGCUUUUGGUCCUCGCCGGGAGCGAGACGACUGCCACGGCGCUGACGGCUGCGAGCUACUUCCUGGCUACGCACCCCGAUGUGCAGGCAAAGUUGGCCGACGAGGUGCGCACGACGUUUGCCACCGAGGACGAGAUCGAUCUGUUCAGCGUCAACUGUCUCACAUACAUGCUGGCUGUUCUCGACGAGGCCAUGAGGGUGUUCCCGCCGGUGCCAAGGCAGUUGCCAAGGACUUUGUCACCCGGAAGGAGACGUUAUCUGCGGACGGGGCUUGAUAUCUGGCCUUGGGCCAUGAAUCACUCUUCUAGGAAUUUCACUGAGCCCGAAAAGUUCAUUCCGGAGCGCUGGCUCCCCGACGAACAAUACCAGGGGCAGCAUUUUUACAAGCAGAGGCAGGGCGCUCUGCAGCCCUUUUCGGUCGGGCCACGCAACUGCAUCGGCAAGAAUCUGGCUUAUGUUGAGAUGCGCCUGAUUCUGGCGAGGCUCAUAUUCAACUACGACUUGGCGCUGGCUGACGGUGUCACGGAACCCUUCCUCGAAAACAGGGCGUUUACUUUGUGGCUCAAACGAUCGCUGCAUGUGCGGCUGAUUCCUGUGGAGCGGAAAUAA